Molecule: messenger RNA, 3594 nt
Organism: Echinops telfairi (small Madagascar hedgehog)
Lineage: Eukaryota; Metazoa; Chordata; Mammalia; Afrosoricida; Tenrecidae
Gene: MORC4
Product: MORC family CW-type zinc finger 4
Exons: 17
Coding region: 42-2828 (928 amino acids)
Cellular component (GO): nucleus; nucleoplasm
Molecular function (GO): ATP hydrolysis activity; zinc ion binding
Source: RefSeq, a predicted model, not a curated record
GAGUUCGGCGCUGGCACACGAGUACCGUGGCAGCCAAGAAAAUGCUUAUGUGCCGGGGGGCCCCCGUGAGCAAUCACGUGCAGGGCCCUGGGCUCCCCCGGCUGGGCGGCAGCUUGCAGGCCUUAGGGAUCCGCUUGAGCGCGAUGAGCCCCCGUUACCUCCAGAGUAACUCCAGCAGCCACACGCGACCCUUCAGUGCCAUCGCGGAACUGCUAGAUAACGCUGUAGAUCCAGAUGUAUCCGCUAGAACAGUCUUUAUAGAUGUUGAAGAGAUCAAGGGUAAAUCUUGUUUGACCUUUACUGAUGACGGAUGCGGAAUGACACCCCAUAAACUACACCGGAUGCUCAGCUUUGGCUUUACAGAUAAAGUAAUGAGGAGGAGCCAGUGUCCGAUUGGGGUCUUUGGUAAUGGUUUCAAGGCAGGCUCCAUGCGGCUAGGAAAAGAUGCUCUUAUCUUCACCAAGAAUGGGGGUACUCUCACUGUUGGGCUCCUGUCCCAGACCUAUCUGGAAUGUGUCCAGGCCCAGGCAGUUAUUGUACCAAUUGUUCCAUUCAGCCAGCUGACAAAAAAAAUGAUUGUCACUGAGGAUUCCUUGCCCAGCCUAGAAGCCAUCUUGAACUAUUCCGUUUUCAACAGUGAAAUUGAACUUCUGUCCCAGUUUGACACCAUCCCAGGCAAAAAAGGCACUCGCAUUCUCAUUUGGAACAUCCGCAGAAAUAAAGAUGGAAAGCCUGAGUUGGACUUUUAUACAGAUCAAUAUGACAUCCUGGUAUCAGACUUUGGCACAGACCUGAGAACAACUGGUAGUACCUCGAUAAUUCCCGAAACAGAGUAUUCUUUACGGGCUUUUUGUGGUAUUCUAUAUAUGAAGCCACGAAUGAAAGUUUUUCUACGUCAAAAGAAGGUGAGGACCCAGCUGAUUACCAAGACCCUGGCUGGUGUAGAACAUGAGCUGUAUAAACCCAGUUUCAUAAAUAAGCAGGUGAGAAUCACUUUUGGGUUCUCUUGCAAGAAUAAUGGCCAGUUUGGAAUAAUGAUGUAUCACCACAACCGUCUCAUUAAGGCAUUUGAGAAGGUGGGAUGCCAGCUGAAGCCAACUCAUGGAGAAGGUGUGGGAGUCAUUGGAGUCAUAGAGUGCAACUUCUUAAAACCUGCCUACAACAAACAAGAUUUUGAGUAUACAAAGGAGUAUCGGCUUACAAUGAAUAUCCUUGCGCAGAAGCUUAAUGCUUAUUGGAAACAAAAGACGACACCCCAAGGGGGGGAUGCCCAGGGCUUAACCAUAGUGCGGCCAAGAUGGGUGAUUCCUGAUGAGACUUGGGUACAGUGUGAUGAGUGUCUUAAAUGGAGGAAACUUCCUGGCGUGGUUGAUCCAGGGACAUUACCUGCAAGAUGGUUUUGUUACUAUAAUUCCCAUUCAAAAUACAGGAGAUGCUCUGUUCCGGAGGAACACGAUAUCACUAAUGAAGAUUUGAAGAAGGCUAAGAAACAAGAGCAGACUGUUGCGAAGAAGGUGCCCAUGGAAAAUGAGAACUUCCAGGUGCUCACCAGUCCACGGACGAUCCCUGCUCUUCCAGCGAUGGCUGCAUUUAAUCACAGGACCAUCACCUAUGAAGGAAUUGAUUGCCCGCCACUGCCUCCAGCCAUUGAAAAAGAAGGCGGAAUUCCUCCUCUUCAACUGAUUAUGCCUGUGGACUGCAGCAUGUUUCAGAGUUCCAGCCAGUACAGUUGGACCCUAGGGGAGGAACCUGUUGAGAAGCGAAGAAGGCUCCACAAUGAGAUGGCACCGCCUCCUCUAGAUUAUUCCAUGCCUAAACGUCACCAGCGGAGAGAGGCAGCAGUGGCUGCCUACCCAGAAGGGGAAAACAGUCAAGAUAAUGCCAGGGUGGAGAGAAGCACACCACCACGUCUUUUCCCAGAAUACCCCGAAGCAAGCAAGCAUACCAGUCAGAGUAGGGAGAUUUCUGCUCUCUAUGCAGAGGCCCAAGGGCAAUGCGCAGAGGCCCUGCUCCCUGAAUUAGAUCAGAUGCCAAGAUUGGUAGCCGAAGAAUCCAACAGUGGUAGCACCACCUUAAACAAAGAAGAAGUGAACAAGGGGCCUUUUGUAGCUGUUGUCGGUGUUGCCAAAGAUAUUAGAGAUGCAGGAGGUCCCAUUCAGCUGAUUCCAUUCAACAGAGAGGAGCUUGCUGAGAGAAGAAAAGCAGUUGAGCCCUGGAGUCCCCUGUCUUAUUCUUCUGUGGCCGCUGCCGCAGCUACUGGGGAGAAAAGAACCAGCUCUGAGGAGAGUGGAGGUCGUCAUACACCCAAACAUAAGAACCAGAGAGAGCUGGAAGAAUUGAAGAGAACCACAGAAAAACUUUUGACUGAAAGAAAUGUGUUCCAGCAAAAGGUGCAGGAGCUGGAACAGGAGAGGGACCACUGGCAUUCGGAAUUCAAGAAGGUCCAACAUGAUUUGUUGGCCUACAGUACCCAGGAGACAGAAGGCUUAUAUUGGAGCAAGAAGCACAUGGGUUAUCGCCAAGCUGAAAUCCAGCUUCUAAAAGCUGAGCUGGAAAGAACCAAAGAGGAAAAACGAGAGCUAAUGGAGAAACUAAAGGAGGCAGAGAGCCGCCUGGAGAUGCUGCAGAAGGCUCAAGUCACCGACCGGACCCCAGAGGGAGAGGACCUAGAAAGGGCUUUGGCAAAACUUACGAGGCUGCGUAUCCACGUCAGCUAUCUCCUUACUUCUGUCCUCCCUCACUUGGAGCUUCGCGAGAUCGGGUUUGACUCAGAACAAGUGGAUGGGAUCCUCUACACAGUGCUGGAGGCAAAUCACAUUCUGGAUUGAACAGCACACUCUGGUCUCCUCUCUUCUCCUUCCUCCCUAACCCAGUACUUUCCCUCCCUCCUUCCCUCCUCCUCCUCCUCCUCUUCCUCUUCCUUUCUCUCUCUCUCUUUCUCUCUCCCUGCCUCUCCGUCUCUCUCACCUUUAUGCCUUAAAGGGAAUCUCGGGGUAAAUCCGGGCUCUGAUUCAAUCUGCAGCUAACUCAGAUUGGGUGUAGGGAGAGGCCAGUUAAGAAGGCUUUCUAGAGUCCAGGAACAGAAAAGCAAAAGUCACCGAGCUUAGGGGAGCUGAAAGCUUUAACGUUUUAUAGGACCGAUUUCACACAUGUCUGAGUUCAUAUCCUUUCUCAGUUGGUUUGCAUUCAUUUAAGUUGAAUCUGUCAUCAGCUAGUGGGGCCUCCGUAGCAGGUAUUUGAGGGGUAACUAAGAAGGAUGACCUUUGGCUCCAGACGUGAAGAAUCUCAUACUCUAGUUGGAAGCACAAGAUGUCCACCAGGCUAAUGUGUGGCCCAAAGGGAGUGACCCCAAAAUGACAAGAAGAUCUGGGGAAGGAAGCUCAAGGAAGGUCUCAAUCACAGCAGAAAAUGGGACCGAAACUAAGAUUUAAAGAAUGAACGUGACCCGACUGGUACCAACGGUUGCUCUUUAGGUGAUAGAUUAAUGAUGAAUGUUUUUUCUUCUCCCUGUCUUCCUGCCUUUUUUCAAAUUUUCUAUAUUAAAGCAUGUUAUUCUUCUUGGAUUAGAAAAAAAUAAAGUGUUUCAAAAAUAAA